GGCGCGUGAAUAGACCAUUUAUUGGACGAUGGCCUUAACAACGACUGACAACGACAACAAUAACGACAACAUGAAUUCUGCAAGCAAGGUCGGUGAAAUUUUCACCGCUGCGGGAGCAGCGUUUAACAAACUCGGAGAAUUAACAAUGCAAUUACAUCCAACUACGGAUUCGCCAGCCGGUAAAUGGACUGACGAGGAAAUUGAGAUGCUCCGUCACUCGGUAAAGACCUUUAGCGAAGAUUUGAACAAAAUUAGCGAACACAUCAAAAGCAGAACCGUUUCCCAGAUAAGGACUACCUUAAAGAAGAAGGCCUUUGAGGAGGCGGGGGUGCCUAUGAGGCAGCAGCAAAUUUUACAGCCUCAACAGCAGCAGGCCAAUUCACAGCAGCAACAGCAAGCCUUAAAAAAGGAACAGAAUUCGGGAAAUCAGGGACUUAUGGGAAAGUCGGCGGAAGUGACGUUAAAUAUGCUGAAUGCGCCGGAAUCGGAAGUGGAUGUUGAAGGCCUCCCGGAGGAGUGUCAGGUCAAACUCGAAUUCGAGGGAGCGACGGAGGAAGUGGCUUCCUAAUAAUGGAAAACCAAUCGGAUAAAUUGACUUGUCGUAUUUUUAAGAUUAGAACGGUAAUUUAUUAGCUUUAAUUUCUUGACUCUCUUCCCUUGAGUCGCUAAUUUUAUAAUAAAUGUGAGAUUAAGUAAUUUA
This is a messenger RNA of Belonocnema kinseyi, 700 nucleotides long. RefSeq names its product chromatin complexes subunit BAP18. The record is from RefSeq and is a predicted model, not a curated record. The transcript has 4 exons. Bases 29 to 568 code for a protein of 179 amino acids. NCBI's taxonomy places the organism in Eukaryota, Metazoa, Arthropoda, Insecta, Hymenoptera, Cynipidae. Gene Ontology annotation, cellular component: NURF complex; MLL1 complex.